Molecule: messenger RNA, 1620 nt
Organism: Aspergillus affinis
Lineage: Eukaryota; Fungi; Ascomycota; Eurotiomycetes; Eurotiales; Aspergillaceae
Gene: aglA
Product: putative alpha-galactosidase
Exons: 1
Coding region: 1-1620 (539 amino acids)
Biological process (GO): carbohydrate metabolic process
Molecular function (GO): hydrolase activity, hydrolyzing O-glycosyl compounds
Source: RefSeq, a predicted model, not a curated record
AUGUCCACCUCCACUAGUCUCACAAUCCCAGUCCUCAUCUUCCUCGCCAACAUGACUCCCCUUGGAGUCCUCGCCUCCUCCCCACCCCUUCUCCCGACACCCCCUAUGGGUUUUAACAACUGGGCCCGGUUCAUGUGCGACCUCAACGAAACCCUCUUCACCCAAACGGCCGACACCAUGAGCGCCAACGGCCUCCUCGCCGCCGGCUACAACUGGAUCAACCUCGACGACUGCUGGAUGACGAAGACCCGUACCCCGAACGGCUCCUUACAAUGGAACUCGACGCUCUUCCCACACGGAAUCCCCUGGCUCGGCGAAUACGUCAAGGCGCAAGGCUUCCGCUUCGGCAUCUACGAAGACGCGGGCAAUCUCACCUGCGGCGGAUACCCCGGGUCAUUGGGCCACGAGUUGCAAGACGCCCAGACCUUCGCAUCCUGGGGAAUCGAGUACCUCAAACUAGACGGAUGCAACGUCUUCCCCGCGGGGACAAAAGGCCGGAAAACUCUACAAGACGAAUAUAAACACCUCUACGGACUCUGGCAUGACAUUCUCACGGGGCUCGAACAACCCAUGAUUUUCUCGGAAUCCGCCCCCGCGUACUUCGCAAACAAUCCAACCCUCUCGGACUGGUAUACCGUUAUGUCCUGGGUGCCCGAGUACGGGGACCUGGCGCGGCACUCGACCGACAUCCUGGUCUACGCGGGGAACGGUAGCGCAUGGGCCAGCGUGAUGGAGAAUUACGAGUUUAAUACGCGAUUGGCGAGAUACCAACGUCCUGGGUAUUACAAUGAUCCGGACUUUCUAAUCGCCGAUCAUCCCGGGUUGAGUUUGGAUGAGAAACGAUCGCAGUUUGCGCUGUGGGCGUCGUUUGGUGCGCCCUUGAUUAUAAGCGCGUAUGUGCCGGAUUUGACGAGUGAUGAGUUGGCGUAUUUGUUGCAUGCCGGGUUGAUUGAGAUUGAUCAGGACGGGAUGGUGCAGCAGGCGACGCUAGCGGGGAGGGACGGAGUGGUGGAUGUGCUGACGAGGAGUUUGGAGGGGGGAGAUCGCGUGGUGACGGUUUUGAAUCGGGGGGAUGAGAAGGAGAAGAGGAGGGUGUCGGUGGAGGUGCUGGGGUUGGAGAGAGAUUGUGUAUAUGAGGCCGUGGGGGUGUGGGAUGGGACAGAAGUGAAAGUGCGGGAGUUUGUGGAGGUGGAAGUGGCAUCGCAUGCGACGGAGGUUUAUCGAUUGCGGGUGCCUAAGGACUGCAGAGAGGUCAUUCCAACGGGCAUUGUGUUCAAUACAGCAUCAGGGAAGUGUUUAACUGGGAAUGAACAUGGAAAGGUGACAUUUGAAGCGUGCAAGGGAGAGGAAACCCAGGGCUGGCAGGCUCAUACAUCUGGACAGUUGCGGCCGCUGGCGCGGCUGGACAGGUGCUUGAGUAGCGACGGGAAGUCUCUCUCGCUUGAGUCCUGUGGGGGUGAAGAUCAUCAAAAAUGGUCUUAUGGCAUGUCAGGGAACUUGAAAAACCUGAAGACAGGGAGAUGUCUAACGGAGGGAACGGGGGUCGACAAAUGUGGCGUAGAGUUGGACAAGCAGGUCUUUGGGUUACCGAGUGGUGUGCAAGUGAAAGACAAAGAGUAG